This is a messenger RNA of Anguilla anguilla (European eel), 1633 nucleotides long. It is a transcript of the gene tmem167b, whose product is annotated as transmembrane protein 167B. The record is from RefSeq and is a predicted model, not a curated record. The coding region runs from base 140 to 364 and encodes 74 amino acids. The transcript is spliced from 3 exons. NCBI's taxonomy places the organism in Eukaryota, Metazoa, Chordata, Actinopteri, Anguilliformes, Anguillidae.
CUUCGUAUGGUUUUUCGAUGUUCGGCUGUUCGCCCUGGGUUUACUGUUUACUGAUACGAGUGCAGUUUUACAGCGGUAAAAUGAAGACGUGAAAGGAAGUGGGAUAUUGAACCUAGUGGGACCGAAACAAACUGCGAACAUGACGAAUGUGUACUCAUUUGAUGGGAUCCUGGUAUUCGGUCUGCUGUUCAUCUGCACCUGCGCGUACCUGAAGAAAGUGCCCCGUCUGAACACCUGGCUGCUGUCGGAGAAGAAGGGCGUGUGGGGAGUUUUCUACAAAGCUGCUGUGAUUGGCACGCGGCUACACGUUGCCGUGGCGCUGUGCUGUCUGGUGAUGGCCUUCUACCUGCUUUUCAUGAAGUGACAGAGAGUGGGGAGGACUGACAGACAGUAUGGACAGCAUGUUUGCACACGCCCACUGCCAUGGUGCAUCUGUACAGGACAGACAAAGACUGCCCUCUACUGGCCAAAAAGUAGACCUGCAUCAUCUGACACUCCCCAAAGCCACCAGAAAUAUCAUGGAUUUCCUGUAUUUAUAGAUCAUAGAAAAACACCUGUGCUUAUGCAGUUAGUUUUAUAAUUGUUGGAUAACACUGAGGAUAUAGUAGUGAUGGGGUAAGUAUAAAUUAAACAAGAUUUAAAAAUUAAAGUAUUUUACCUGCAAUACAUACUUAAAAAAUUUAUUUUGAUCAAUGGUUUUUAAGUUAGGAAAAACUGAUUUAGUCUCAGUACUUAUGCUGUCGAAGGUGUUACAUAGACAGCAUAGAAACUUGCUACUAAACAGGUUCUAAUUUGCUGUUGGGGCUCCCUUUUUCAAUGAAUAUAAAAACAAAAUGAACAAUGUUACAGGGCGUUUGGGUUUAGUUGGCACUGUAUGAGAGUCCUCAGUCUGAGUGGAUUCCCGCUGUGACUGUCCAUCAUAAGUCUGCUGAAAAGAAAGAGGACUGUCAAGGGCUCCAUGAGAUGUGUCUGCCAGAUGUCAAUCUUUUUUCCUGUAGAUACAUGGCGGACUCGCUUCGCAAAAUUGUUGUUUUUUAGACCAGUGCCUUUGGAUUGUAGCACUGGGGGGGGGGGGGGGUCUUAAUUUGGUAGCUUUUAAGCUAAGUAAAAUGGCCGUCUUAACAUCAAAACCUAAAAUGCAACUUUUAAAAUAGAUUAAUGGCUGAGGAAUAUCCGAGUACCGUAAUGGGUUAACAGCUGCAGUGUUCUCAGUUUGGCGGAAGGUUAUUAACAGCAUAUGCAUAUGCAACAUUUUAAUAUUCCUGAGGGGACUGCUUGAUGCGGAGCUGUAGGAGUGUAAGAACAGGAAACAUAUGAAGUAUAUUGUUGCACAGCUAAGGUAUAUAAAAAACCUAAUCACUGGUGAUUGUCCUUCUUAGUAACACUUAAUGUUCCGUCUGCGUUGGGGCGGAAGUGGCUCUGCUCAUUUCCUGGUUUAUUUAUAGACGUGUAUGAGUAAUGCUGAAAUGUCUCUGUGUAAUUUAGGUUCAUUUUAAGCGUACGCCCACCGAUUCCAUUCUGCAGAAUAAGCAUUACUGGUGUGCUCUUAAGGCCCGGCCCUGUGGAGUUUGUCACAUGGCUGCAAGAAGAGAAUGGCCUGGUUUGUAUUAUGAAAGGUCACUAAAAAAAAAAA